AGUGAUGAGGAACACAAUGUGCUGUUGGUGCUGGUUUAUGGUCGGAAACUAUUCGUGGAGGCACUGGGAAGAUAGUUGUUUACAAACAACAAAGUGUCAGAAACAAACCGAAAGCGUUGCCGAAAAUGAAUAAUUGUAGAUAAUCGUUAAUUUUCUCAACAGUACGGAGGCUCACAACAGUCUUUAGUGAAUAUAAAAUAUAUCCUCGAAUAAUAUUAACACCGUGUCUGUGGGGGCAGUGCGAUAAGGCUGAGCAGGUGCAGUGUCUAAGUUACACAGAGGUGUUGGCUGUGGGCAGUCAGCAGGACACAUGGCAGAGGAAGGCAACAAGCUGACACUGAGGCGCCUGGAGGCACCAAUCCACAAGUUCAUUAAAGUCGCUUUACCCACGGACCUGGAGAGGCUUCAGAAACACCACAAUAACAUACUGAAGUACCAGCAGAGCCAGCAAUGGGACCGCCUUCACCAGGAGCAUAUCAAUGCCAGCAGAACUGUUCAGUUGAGAGCUAACAUCAGAGAGAUGGAGAAGCUGUGCGCUCGGGUCCGUGCCGAAGACGCUGCCGCUAUGGAAGCACUUGUCAAGCCAGUCAGGGACAGGGCAUCAGCCGCCGCACGAGACUUCCUGCUUUUGCACUCUAACCCCAUGCCUCAGCCUGUGUCAGCACCACCACCUGCCGCUCAGCCAUCCAGCUGUGUGUCCAGCAGUUGCCAUGCUGAUGACUAUGUGGGCGAGGAAUCGGUGUCUGGCAGGCAAAUUCAGCUCCACCUUCCAGAAAUCCCUGCUGAUCAGAGUGCUGCUGAGUCCUGGGACAACCUGGAAGAAGAUCUGAAGGAGCUAAGUGGUUUGGUGACGGAGUUCUCUCUGCUCGUCCAUUCCCAGCAGGAGAAGAUUGACUGCAUAGAGGACAACGUGAACACAGCCGCUGCCAACGUGGAGGAGGGGACCAAGAGCCUGGGGAAGGCAGUGGGCUACAAGUUGGCGGUGUUGCCGGUUGCUGGGGCACUGCUUGGCGGUGUAAUAGGAGGUCCACUUGGCCUGCUGGCUGGGUUCAAAGCUGCAGGGGUGGCUGCUGCUCUGGGAGGGGGCGCCCUGGGGUUUGCGGGGGGCAACCUGGUCCGGAAACACCACAAAGCCCAAGUGGAUAUACAGAUGAAACAACUGACUGCACCACCACCAGAACCACCAUCUGAACCAGAGUCAAGCAAGGACAAAUGACCCACCAGUUCUGGUCCGUCCUCUGAUCUCAGGUGCUGGCUAAUCACUGAGGCGUCAGUAUGGACUGAGCAGUCAGAAACAAACUAGACCUCCGGCGGUGCUCACAUUGCCUUAAAGAGACUCAAUAUUAGACGUCAUCGUCAAGCUUUGUGGUUACCAAGCACAGCUGUAAAACAAUUAUGUAAUAACAGCUUUACUUGAGAGUCAGAUCCUUUGACGUUCGGAUGUGAAUGGUGUUUCUGUGAGGACAUUAAUCUAAUUUUGUACACACAAAUGAUUUUUUUUUUUUUAUUCUGAACACAGUUGAGGAAUUAUUUACACUACAGUUUUUAGUGUGUGGUUGUGUCAGCCUGACAUGGCUGUGCGCACAUCUCAUUACUUAAAGAAGUCUUUGGCACCAAAUAAAUUAAUUUAACAAACCCAACCAUUCUGUCAAAUGCUGUCACUAACAAGAACACCGUUUGUGUGUUCCUCGAGCUAGCAUCUUUUUUUCAAAUUAUUCUUUUUCACCAGUGAUUAUGCCUCAAUAUUCCUUUUAUGCAGAAAAUAAUAUCCUAAUGUGAAUACAUACAAUAAUAAUGAUGUAUGGAGAAAAUGUUUAUUUUGCCUACCGUCACUGUGGUGUUACUUAUACUUAAUAAUGUAAAUUCAAGUGGUCCUGCUUUUAAAUUAUACUGUAUAUAUAUUUGUGAGAGCAACAUUGCACAAAAAGCGCCAAAGUGCCACUGUCCAGAUCACUUCAGGGAUUGGAGUGUAAAAACCUGCCAUGUAUUGAUUGUACUGCUGCUGGUUUUCAAUAAAAUGUUUCUUUUCAACA
Messenger RNA from Siniperca chuatsi (mandarin fish), 2033 nucleotides. RefSeq names its product syntaxin 17 (gene stx17). The transcript is spliced from 7 exons. Gene Ontology annotation, cellular component: autophagosome membrane; plasma membrane; endomembrane system. Bases 311 to 1216 code for a protein of 301 amino acids. Gene Ontology annotation, biological process: exocytosis; intracellular protein transport; vesicle fusion. NCBI's taxonomy places the organism in Eukaryota, Metazoa, Chordata, Actinopteri, Centrarchiformes, Sinipercidae. Gene Ontology annotation, molecular function: SNAP receptor activity; SNARE binding. The record is from RefSeq and is a predicted model, not a curated record.